AUGAAAAAGGGUGAGCUGACCCUCAAUCAGGAUGGUCAGCCACUUGCAAACGCGAAAGCCAUCAAUCAAGGUGAUCUCAUGGUGAAAUCUAGUAACAUACCAGCCAAUAGUGAACGCACAGCGUUCAACGAAUCACAAAAAGACGCCGCUCGGGAAAAAGCGGACAUCAUUCUUGGUACUAAUCGUGGUUUUAAUCAUGAGGAUCGUGCAGGCAAAGUUUUAAAUAAGGGUAGUUAUGGUUGUUACAGAGACAUGGGUUGGCAAGUAGAUCAUUCUCGUUCCUUAGCUGAAGGAGGUCAUAUAUCUUGA
Molecule: messenger RNA, 309 nt
Organism: Didymodactylos carnosus
Lineage: Eukaryota; Metazoa; Rotifera; Eurotatoria; Philodinida; Philodinidae
Source: the annotation of a GenBank genome assembly